This is a messenger RNA of Oppia nitens, 1866 nucleotides long. Its product is annotated as ABC transporter G family member 23-like. The record is from RefSeq and is a predicted model, not a curated record. Gene Ontology annotation, molecular function: ATP binding; ABC-type transporter activity; ATP hydrolysis activity. Gene Ontology annotation, cellular component: membrane. Lineage: Eukaryota; Metazoa; Arthropoda; Arachnida; Sarcoptiformes; Oppiidae. Bases 1 to 1866 code for a protein of 621 amino acids. The transcript is spliced from 5 exons.
AUGGAGAAUAAAUUUAGUUCAUUUCCAGCCAUAGACGCCAGUGAUGAUACACCCAAUGCCAUCAAUGUUGACGGUGUCACCUAUGGAUAUACCGAUAGUUCAUCUGUGUUAACAAAUUUUACGUUACGUAUAGUACAGGGCAAAAUUUUUGCACUGUUGGGAGCUAACGGAUGCGGCAAAACAACAGUGAUUAAGUUGAUAUUAGGUCGCAUCAAACCUCGCAAUGGUUUAAUACAAGUGUUUGGUCUGCCGCCAGCUCACCGGGAUCUGGGUAUACCGGGUCCUGGUGUAGGAUAUAUGCCGCAAGAAAUUGCACUGUUCAAUGAAUUUACUAUUGAACAGUGUCUCACCUAUUUUGGUAAAAUCUACAAAAUGGACAGCCAUUGCAUAAAUAAUAGAUUAGAGUUGUCUAUAGAAAUGUUGGAUUUACCAAAUAGGAAACAUAAGAUCAGUGAGUUAAGUGGUGGCCAACAGAGAUUGGUAUCGUUGGCAAUAACAAUGAUACACUCACCACCGUUGCUCAUACUGGAUGAGCCAACAGUGGGCGUUGACUCUAUCCUCAGAUAUCGGAUCUGGUCAUACCUGGAGAAAAUCUGCACUAACUAUGGUAUUACAGUAUUGAUAACCACACACUAUAUUGAUGAAGCAAAAGGUGCGGCAAACGUAGGAUUUAUGAGUAAUGGAUCAAUGAUUAGACAGUCUUCGCCCUAUCAGCUAAUCGUUGAACUCAACUGUCAUUCACUGGAAGAUGUUUAUCUAAAAUUGUGUCAAAAACAUAAUAAACGUUUACGCGAUCAGAGACAUGAUAGACAAGGUGUCAAUCAAAUCAUGACUACCGAUACGAUGCCAACUGAAUCGACAAAUAGUAAACCUAUGUUAAUCAAUACUACCGGUACUUACAAUCAACAUAUGAUUGACAUUCGACGUGUCGGUGCACUGAUAGACAAAAAUUAUAUACAAUUCAAACAAUUGACUUUUGGUAUGGUAUUAUUUUUUAUUAUACCGUUAGUGUCAAUUUAUGCCACCAGUAUUACCGUUGGAUCAGUUCCACAGCAUAUACCAAUAGCCAUAUAUACCGGUGCAAAUUUGCAGACCCGGCAAAUGUCGAAAAAAUUUCUCGCAUCAAUCGAUGCCAAACUAAUUAAACCAAAAUAUUAUGACAAUGAAUCUGAAGCCAUAGAGUCGAUAAUUACGGGUCAAAAUAUGUUUGCCCUGAUAUAUCCGGUCAACUAUUCGGCCAACUUUAUUGCCCGACUGCCGUCGCCAUUUGAGGUCAGCGAUGAAACACUCAAGAAUAGUACGAUCCGCGAGUACGCCGAUCACAGCAACCAAAUUGUGGCCACUUAUGUACGCUAUUUAUACCUACUCGACGGCUUAUUUGAGUUUAUGACCAAAAUUGGUAAACAACUCAAUCUUAAUCCGACGGCUUUUCAGCGACCAAUAGACACGUCUCGACCCAUAUUUAACGGCACAUUCUACGACUCACAUACCUAUCCCUCGACGGGCAUAUUAUUUAUGGCUGUCUAUGCAUUUCCGUUGUGUUUGUCGGCAUUUUUUAUAGUCAACGACUUGCGAAACAAAUCGCUGGAGCGGUCAUAUGUGGCGGGUGUUAAACCAGUGGAGGUGUUUGUCGUACAUAUACUUGAAAUGCUUGUUUUGAAUACAGCACUGGUAUCGGAGCUGAUGAUAAUAUUAGUAGCCUUGGUAUUGCCAAUGUUUAUAUGUUCGGGUGUUGUGUGGCCAUCCGAGGCUAUACCACCGAUGUUCCGAUAUAUUACCGACUGGACACCUGUCACUUGGCCACUGGAGGCACUUCGGUCACUAUUAUUUCGACACGUGUCGCCACAUAACCGGCGCUUAGAUUGA